This is a messenger RNA of Phlebotomus argentipes, 1171 nucleotides long. RefSeq names its product G2/M phase-specific E3 ubiquitin-protein ligase (gene Phf7). The transcript has 2 exons. Lineage: Eukaryota; Metazoa; Arthropoda; Insecta; Diptera; Psychodidae. The record is from RefSeq and is a predicted model, not a curated record. Bases 45 to 941 code for a protein of 298 amino acids.
CAAUAAAACAGACCGGAGCUGACGACCAGGAUGGUUUCGGGUUCAUGUACAAUGAUAUUUGCCUGGGAGUCGCCGAGACGAGUCAAUUUCAUUGCUCCGUCUGCGAGCUUCCUUACGCGAGUGUUCCGUGUGGCGUCGAGACAUGCGCCCAGAUGUGCCAUUUCACCUGUGGCUUGAUGAGCAAUUGGUUGUUCCAAUUCGAUGAGAUGAACGCGUUCUGCCAUGAGCACACCGGUUUGCCCGCAAAGACACCUAUGGAAUUCGGGCCAGGAAGUGCCUGCCUUAUUUGUGCUGAGAGAUUUAACAGCUACUCAGCCUUGAAGUGCAUUCCAACCCACUGUCGCCCCGAUAUCUGGAUGCAUCGCUUUUGUCUGCAGAGAUUCGCUUUCUGUGCCGGCAUCGACCUCAAGUGUCUUCUCUGUCACAAGCCAGAGUUCCGGAACAUUGCCCAGAAAUAUGGCGUCUUUGUUCCCAAUCGAAAAGGCGAUUGGAUGCGGAUCCAUCGGAAGGAGGUUGAGUCUCAAAAGGCUAGAGAUUCAAUAAUAUUCUGUGCGGCGAGAGUGUGCAUCUUCGCCGGCGGACGUCAAUUCCCACCGGGUUGCGAAGUGGGUGGGACUUGCUUUGACUGCCACCAAGCUUUCCACACCACGUGCGCUUUCUUCAAUAACCGAAAGAGGAAGAACGGCAAGUUAUUGUGUUUGUUCUGUGAUGGAGUAGAUCCCGAGAUUUCUGAGCCUCUGGAUAUGGAGCCCAAGAAGACUAAUCUUGUCCUACUUUCCACCUUGCCAAUCUUCCCAAAUUUGGCAAUGAAGAAGUUCCUCCAGGAAGUGUUCACGAAUAAAGUGAACUAUGUGGAUGAAUCUCUCAUGCCAAAUAGUCUUGGGCAACAAUACUUGCGCCAAGUCAAAUUCCGUCUAAACUAUUUCCUCAAUUCAUUCUAAUCAUCUGCGUGAUUUCAUCUAUUGGGAAUCUCAGGAGUUAAUAAGUGAAUUUAUACAAACCUGACGAAUAUGAAGUACUAGCAAAGAUGCGAAAGAUAAAGCUUAACAACGAAUACAGAGACCUGAAAUGCAAUUUAGUCAUAAGAUGUUUAACUGAAUUAAUUUAAUACCAAAAAAUCGUGAUACUCUUGGUAUAAUGUUAUGAAUCUGCCUAAAUGAAAUAAGUAAAA